This is a messenger RNA of Ochotona princeps (American pika), 967 nucleotides long. RefSeq names its product neurotrophin 4 (gene NTF4). The record is from RefSeq and is a predicted model, not a curated record. Lineage: Eukaryota; Metazoa; Chordata; Mammalia; Lagomorpha; Ochotonidae. The coding region runs from base 269 to 913 and encodes 214 amino acids. Gene Ontology annotation, biological process: memory; negative regulation of neuron apoptotic process; cell surface receptor protein tyrosine kinase signaling pathway. Gene Ontology annotation, molecular function: growth factor activity; nerve growth factor receptor binding. Gene Ontology annotation, cellular component: extracellular region. The transcript is spliced from 3 exons.
CGCCCCCGGCCGGGCCCCGCCGAGCGCCAGCAGCCGGCGCCCGGGCCAGCGCGCGUCCCAGCAGCCGAGCGAGCGGGAGGAGGAGCCGACGCCGCGCCGGGGGCAUCCGGGGGAGCCGGAGAGGGCGCCCCAGGGGCUGCCCCCUCCCUCUCCUGAGAUGUCAGGAAGGAGGGGGCCAGCUGUGUCCUCCAUAGGGGCCCCCCCCAGCCUGGGGGCCCCCAGCCUGGGCGCUCCGAGGUGGAGGAGGUGCUGACAAGUGCUCCGAGAGAUGCGCCCCCACCUCUCAGGCUCCCUCCCCAUCCUCCUCCUCUUCCUCCUCCCCACUGUCCCAAUGAAGCCCCAGCCCCCACCCUUGGCGCUGCCCCCAUUCUUGGCUCCGGAGUGGGAUCUCCUGUCCCCGCGUGUCGCCUUGUCCAGGGGUACUCCCUCGGGCCCCCCUCUGCUCUUCCUGCUGGAGGCGGGGGCCUUUGGAGAGCCCGCGGGUGCCCCGGCCAACCGCAGCCGGCGCGGGGUGAGCGAGACGGCGCCGGCGAGUCGCCGGGGAGAGCUGGCCGUGUGUGACGCCGUCAGCGGCUGGGUGACGGACCGCCGGACGGCAGUGGACCUGCGAGGGCGCGAGGUGGAAGUGCUGGGCGAGGUGCCUGCGGCCGGGGGCAGCCCGCUCCGCCAGUACUUCUUCGAGACACGCUGCAAAGCUGACGGCGCCGCCGCCGUCGCCGGGGAAGGCGUCCCUGGGGCCGGUGGCGGGGGCUGCCGGGGGGUGGACAGGAGGCACUGGGUGUCCGAGUGCAAAGCCAAGCAGUCGUACGUGCGGGCGCUGACCGCUGACGCCCAGGGCCGCGUCGGCUGGCGAUGGAUCCGAAUCGACACCGCCUGUGUCUGCACGCUGCUCAGCCGGACUGGCCGGGCCUGAGGGGAGGAGGCCCAGCUCCCCACUCCCCCCAGUCCUGGGGGAACACUCCUCAAG